Molecule: messenger RNA, 2139 nt
Organism: Benincasa hispida (wax gourd)
Lineage: Eukaryota; Viridiplantae; Streptophyta; Magnoliopsida; Cucurbitales; Cucurbitaceae
Source: RefSeq, a predicted model, not a curated record
GUAUGAUGUAUCUUUGACGAACACUCCAUUGACGAUUCUUGGUGUUAAAAGUCACUGAAAUUGCCAUGACGUCGAAAGAAUAUUUUCUUCCAAUCUCUUUGGGUUUCUGUCGAUUCGCCGCCGUGGUGAACUUUUCUUCUCCGAUUCUUUCAUUCUACAGCUUGAAUCGUCAUUAGCCCAAAAUUCCCGUGGUUUCAAUCUCCCAGAUGCAUCUGUUUCACAAGGAUUACAAAAUUCGACGACUGGAAUUCAUGGUGUGUAUAGAAAAAUGAUGAUUCUACAAACCUUCUAUGGAUUCUGAUGCAUGUGUUCGACUUCCGACCUCGAUCGUCAUUUUGAUUGCAAUUCUAUUAUUUUUCCGUUUUCGAUACUUGUUAAAUUGCGUCGGAGAGUGGAAUUUGUGGCUGCAUUUUGUUAUAAAUACAGAGGAGAUUGUCUUUUGACCCUUUAGGUUUUUUGAGGUUGGGAUUUGGGAUAAAUUUCUGGGAUAAAGUUGGAGGCUGCAAUUGCAUUGAGAUUUGUAAGAGAUGAAAAAUGAAGUUUGGAGAUGGGGAAUCGGUUUGUUUUAUAUAUUUUUGGUUGCAACCAUAUGGAUAGCUGCUAGUUUUGUAGUUCAAUCUGUUGUUGAUGAAGGUGUUUCACCAUUCCUCGUUACAUACAUCUGCAAUUCAUUGUUUGUUAUUUACAUCCCAAUUGUUGAAAUUGCACGUUUCUUGGAGGAUAAGUAUGGAAACUUAUUUUGGAAAGACAAAAAAUUGAAUGCAUUACAAGAAUUAAGGGAGGAACCAGAGCAAGCCAUACUUCUUGGAGAAACCAUUCUUGUUACAAAUGUUGAUCAUUACAACACUUCAAUGCAUAUGCAUAGGGAAGAUGGACAACCAAUUUUGAAGGGAGAAAGUAUUCUGUUAGAGACAGGAUGCUCGUCUUAUGACAAACAAGUGGAUGAAAAAGGGCGUUGGACGCGGAUUAGAGUGGCAAAAGUUAGCUUAUUGAUAUGCCCUUUUUGGUUUCUUGCUCAGCUCACUUUUAAUCUAUCAUUGAAAUAUACUACUGUUACAUCAAAUACCAUCCUAAGCAGUGCUUCCAGCCUCUUUACGUUUUUGGUUUCUCUAGCAUUUUUGGGCGAGAAGUUUACAUGGGUGAAGCUCGCUAGUGUUCUCCUUUGUAUGGGGGGCACAAUAAUUGUCAGCCUGGGGGAUUCACAAUCUGAAAUGAUGUUGAAUACUGCUUCAAAUCCUCUACUUGGUGAUGUUCUUUCUCUUGUCUCAGCAGCCUUAUAUGCUGUAUACAUUACCCUUAUUCGCAAGAAACUGCCCGAUGAUGAUGAGACGACUGGCAAAGCUAGUAUGGCACAAUUUCUUGGGUUCCUUGGGCUUUUCAACCUUGUUAUUUUCCUUCCUGUUGCCGUUAUAAUCAAAUUCACCAAAGUGGAACCAUUUCACUUGAGGACUUGGAAGGAAGUCGGCAUGAUUGUUGCCAAAGGAUUGUUGGAUAAUGUGCUGAGUGAUUACUUGUGGGCAAAAGCUGUUCUUCUAACCACGACUACUGUAGCAACAGCUGGUCUCACAAUUCAAGUUCCAUUGGCUGCCAUUGUUGAUUCAAUAACAGGCAAUGCCCCACAUCUCAUGGAUUAUCUUGGUGCUGUGGCUGUCAUGAUCGGUUUUGUUGGCAUCAACAUUCCAUCUAAUGCAUUUAACUGUUCCAAAGACAUCUCUAUCGAAUUGCCAAGUGAGAGUGUGAUUUCCGAUGAUCAUGUUCACACAACAUCAGUUAGGCAAGAUCCAGCUAGCAUUUCAUAGUAUGCAAAAGCUGGUUUGUAUUUGCCAUUUUGCACCUGCAGGUUGGGAUUAAAUCUGCAAAACCGCGCCAUACACAGAUAGAAGAAUGUCAAAUAGCUUUUCUAAAAGAAUACCAUUCUUUUUCCUGAUUCAGAAAUAUGAUAUACCAGCAUAAUCAAUACAUGCUCAAAAGGGUUUUCAGCACAUACAGGAUGGAAGUAAAUAUAGCCGUCAAGUAAGAGUUUGUCAUCUCUGAAAGAAAUAAUCUAAUUGUGUUAGGGUGAAUUGACAGUUUGGUGUUAAUAUAGAUUCAUUGGUGUUAAUAUAGUUUCUCUGUCACCUAUUUGCGUUGAUUUUGUCA